AUGGCCGACACACAUGCUGGUGAUGCUUUUGAUGAUGGGAAUGAAGAUUUCCAAACUGGUGAUGCCGGAGCAUCAAAUACUUAUCCUCAACAAUGUUCGGCUUUACGUAAAAGCGGCUAUGUCUUAAUAAAAGGUCGUCCAUGCAAAAUUAUGGAAAUGUCAACAUCAAAAACAGGCAAACAUGGACAUGCUAAAAUUAAUAUGGUUGGUAUUGAUAUCUUUACAGGUAAAAAAUACGAAGAUAUCUGUCCAUCAACACAUAAUAUGGAAGUACCAAAUGUUAAACGUACUGAAUAUACCUUAAUGGAUAUCGAUAAUGAAGGUUACGUUUCACUUAUGGAUGAUAGUUCGGAUACUCGUAGUGAUUUAAAACUUCCUGAAGGUGAAUUAGGUCAAGAAAUAAGAACCAGAUUUGAUAAUGGUGAUGCAUUAAAACUUACUGUACUUAAAGCACUUGGUGAAGAAGCAAUCAUAGUUUGCAAACUUGAAAAUGAACCAAAAAAAUAA
This is a messenger RNA of Adineta steineri, 507 nucleotides long. The record is from the annotation of a GenBank genome assembly. NCBI's taxonomy places the organism in Eukaryota, Metazoa, Rotifera, Eurotatoria, Adinetida, Adinetidae.